CACGUGGGUCUCAGACAUUCCCCUGGUUCAGCCCCCAGCCCAUCAAGAUGUCUUAGAGAGGCGGCCAGAUAACCAGAGACCUCAAGUGACCAUGUGGGAACAGGAAGUUUCUGGCAAAGGGCAGGAGCCAGGGUGGAGAGGCAGGUACAGAUCUAAUGUUGCUGUUUUCUUGGGCUUGCUUGCCAGUGGCCCUUCUUCCCUGAAAUAGAUUCCUUACCCUAUUUCAGCCCUUAGUUCCGUGAUUAUUCAUUUUUAUAUAAGCAAUUGUUGUUGCCUACAAUGCAUAAAUAAUAGCAGUGUGCUAGAUGCUAGGGACAAGAAUAACAAAAAUGAAUAAGAGAGAUCCUGAUAUCAAGGAAUUUUAUUUUAUUUUUGAUAAUUUUUUUUAAAUGAAUUUAUUUAUUUAUUUUAUUUUUGGCUGCGUUGGCCUUUGUUGCUGCGCACAGGCUUUCUCUAGUUGCAGUGAGUGGGGGCUACUCUUCGUUGCGGUGCGUGGGCUUAUCAUUGCAGUGGCUUCUCUUGUUGCAGAACACGGGCUGUAGGGGCGCGGGCUCUAGAGCACAGGCUCAGUAGUUGUGGCGCACGGGCUUAGUUGCUCCGUGGCAUGUGGGAUCUUCCUGGAGCAGGGCUCGAACCCGUGUCCCCUGCCUUAGCAGGCGGAUUCUUAACCACUGCGCCACUAGGGAAGCCCCUAUCAAAGAAUUUUAAAUCCUAAGGGAAGAGAUAGGUUGACCCACAGCUGAUUGUAUUAAGCGUAGGAUAAGGCAGGCUGAAGAAGUACGGGCUGGGAGUACAGACCGUGUGCGGCGGUAGUGUAGAUUCAUUCUGAUGGAGCUGACCAUGCCAUCUGUCAAUUUGUUGUCUGUGAAGAUUCUUAUUCUUGUUGUUUCAUGUGUGUCUUUUCCCAAAUGUACUGGAACAUCAUCCUGCCAUUUUGUUCUUGAGUGGAUUGCAGGUCCGUGGAGCUGGCUGGGUCGCAGGCCCUGAGCCAGCAGGCUGAGCUGAUCUCUCGGCAGCUGCGAGAGCUGCGGCACCUUGAGGAGGAGGUCCAGGUGCUGCGGGAGACCUCGCUGCAGCAGAAGAUGAGGCUGGAGGCCCAGGCCAUGGAGCUGGAGGCACUGGCACGGGCAGAGAAGGCUGGCCGCGCUGAGGCCGAGGGCCUGCGUGCUGCCCUGGCCGGGGCUGAGGUUGUCCGGAAGAACCUGGAAGAAGGGAGCCAGCGGGAGCUGGAGGAGGUUCAGAGACUGCACCAAGAGCAGCUCUCCUCCUUGACACAGGCUCACCGGGAGGCUCUUUCCAGUUUGACUAGCAAAGCUGGGGGCCUGGAGAAGUCUCUGAGUAGUCUGGAAACCAGGAGGUCAGGAGAAGCCGAGGAGCUGGCUGCGGCCCAGAGGGAGGCCGAGCUGCUGCGGAAGCAGCUGAGGAAGACCCAAGAGGAUUUGGAGGCUCAGGUGACCUUGGUUGAGAACCUAAGGAGGUACGUGGGGGAGCAGGUCCCUCCCGAGGUCCACAGUCAGAUGUGGGAAUCAGAGCGACAGGAGCUUCUAGAAACCGUGCAGCACCUGCGGGAGGACCAGGCCGGCCUGCACACCACCGCGGAGCUGCUGCAGGUGCGCGUGCAGAGCCUCACGCACAUCCUCUGCAUGCAGGAGGAGGAGCUGGCCCGGAGGGUUCAGCCUUCAGACUGCCUGGAGCCCGAGUUCACCAAGAAGUGCCAGUCCCUACUGAAGCGCUGGCGGGAGAAGGUGUUUGCCCUUAUGGUGCAGCUGAAGGCCCAGGAGCUGGAGCACAGAGAAUGCGUGGAGCAGCUGAAGGGACAGGUGGCAGAGCUCCAGGAAGGAGUCAAAACCCAGUGCCAGGAGCAGGCCAUCCUGCAGCGCUCCCUGCAGGACAAAGCUGCAGAGGUGGAGGUAGAGCGGAUGGGUGCCAAGGCCCUGCAGACGGAGCUGAGCCGCACUGAGGAGGCCCGGCGCCGGGAGCAGCAGCAGACAGCCACAGCGGAAGAGCAGCUGAAGCUUGUGGCCAAUGCUGUCAGCAGCUUUCAGACCUGGCUCCAGAGCGCCGUGGCAGAGGUGAAGCGGGCCGCAGCCCGGUUGCCCGGCCUCAGCAGCCGAGUCAGCUAUGCCGUCCGCAAGGUCCACACCAUUCAGGGCCUGAUGGCUCGAAAACUGGCCCUUGCUCAGCUGCGCCAGGAGAGCUGCCCCCGACCCCCACCGGCCACGGAUAUGAGCCUGGAGUUGGAGCAGCUGCGGGAGGAACGGAACCGUCUGGACACAGAACUGCAGCUGAGUGCCCACAUCAUCCAGCAGGAGGUGGGCCGGGCCCGGGAGCAAGGGGAGGCGGAGCGGCAGAAGCUGAGCGAAGUGGCCCAGCAGCUGGAGCAGGAGCUGCAGCGCACCCAGGAGUCCCUGGCCACUUUGGGGCUGCAGCUGGAGGCGGCUCGCCAGGGCCAGCAGGAGAGCACAGCGGAGGCUACCAGUCUCCGGCAGGAGCUGACCCAGCAGCAGGAGAUCUACGGGCAAGCGCUGCAGGAGAAGGUGGCCGAAGUGGAGACUCGAUUGCGGGAGCAGCUCUCAGAAUCAGAAAGGAGACUGAACGAGGCUCGCAGGGAACACACCAAGGCCGUGGUCUCCCUGCGCCAGAUCCAGCGCAAAGCCACCCGGGAAAAGGAGCGGAACCAGGAGCUGCGGCGCCUGCAGGAUGAGGCCCGAAAGGAGGAGGGACAGCGGCUGACCCAGCGCCUGAAGGAGCUGGAGAGAGACAAGAACCUCAUGCUGGCCACCUUGCAGCAAGAGGGUCUCCUCUCCCGUUACAAGCAGCAGCGACUGUUGGCAGUUCUUCCUUCCCCAUCGGAUAAGGGGUUACCUGUGGAGUCCAGCCCCAGGCCCUCAGAGUCUUCAGCGCCUGCACCUCCGGCAGCGGCCCUAUGCACCAAGGAGUCCAUCAAAGGCAUCUCAGGCAGCGGAGACCAUCCAUCUCCCUCAUCCACAGAGCCCUCAGAGGAGGAGGGCCCCCCAACAUUGACUCAGGGCCCCCCAAUCCCUGGUGGCCCCUGGCCAGGGGUACCCCCUCUCUUUGAGGACCUUCCACCUCCAGGCCCCAGUCGUCCCUGGAGAGACCUGCCUGAAUCUGGAGUCUGGCCUCCUGUACCCCCUAGAACUGAUCCCUCUCAACCUCCCCGGCCUGAUGACCCGUGGCCAGCAGGACCCCAGCCUCCAGAAAACCCCUGGCCACCUGCCUCUAAGGUGGGCCACGGAUCUCAGGAGGAGCCAGAUCUUGACCCACCCCAGGAGGAGUACAGAUAAUGGAUCCCCCAGAGGCACCCUGGGCCUCUGCCCUCAAGCCCAUCUCUACCCUUCUGAUUUCCCUUGAAUUCUCCCCAAUUUAGCCUAACUCCUUAAUUCCUUUCCUCAUUCCUUCAGUUUUAUUCUGAACCUGGAAGGUGUUGUUCUCAAUAUUUUCUGUCCCCUCUUGAGAUCGGUAUUUAGCCCCCGCCUCCCCCUUCUUUUUUCUCUGACAGCCAAAGUGAACACCCCUACCUCACCUCCAGUCCUCUCCCCUCCCACCGCCUCUUCCCCACCCCUGGGACUCUCCGGGCAGGGCUGGCAGCACUGUGUUCUCUGCUGCCACCUGGUGGCCGCCAUCUGGGAACUACCAGGAGACCAUGGUGCUUCCAUGAAAUGGAAAAACAAAAAACCAUGUUUUCUAAUUUUGACUCUAGGCUGCGUCUUUGCCAAUGAGCAGCACUUUGAACAUUCAGAUGCCCUCAUAACAGCCAUGGACCUACAGAGAUCUGGAAGUUUUCUGAGUUCCUGUCUUGCCCAUAUGCAUAGGGAUGUGGAACUCAGCCAGUGGAGGGUUGGAAAUGCAACUAUCAGAGUUACAAGGACAUUCAGACCCACAUUUCUCCCAUUCUGGGAUCCCUAUUUUGGAGAAUGAGAAACCAAGUUAAGUCUCUCUUUAAUAGCUUAUGGUUUGCAUACCUCUGGCUGAACAUGAAAAUUCUCCCAGGGAGAUGUGGGCAGGACUAAGUUUUAAGGGGAUCAAUUUCCAGAAGCAUAUGUGUCCCUUCCUAAAAUGAAUCUGCCUGAGAACUGUUCUCCUUUUCCACAUGCCUCCAUUAACAAGUGACCCUUCUCUCACUAGACACAGGAAGGCCGAGCUCUCUCGCCCACCCUGAACUGAACCUGGGUGCUCUUCCUGGAGCUACCAAAUGAAGUCAAUGGAAAAUAAAAAUCAGCCCUUUCCAUCUCAUGAAGAGAUGAAUUUUUAGUAGAAGUUUACUUUUCUGUUUAAUCAUUGUCAAUAUUUGUAGUUUUGAUCAAUUGCAUCUUUUAAUAAUUGUAAUUAUAAAUCCAGGGCAGAAUAAUGGUUUUUAAUAUAGUCUUAUGGUCACAG
Molecule: messenger RNA, 4398 nt
Organism: Balaenoptera acutorostrata (minke whale)
Lineage: Eukaryota; Metazoa; Chordata; Mammalia; Artiodactyla; Balaenopteridae
Product: coiled-coil alpha-helical rod protein 1
Exons: 16
Coding region: 1083-3305 (740 amino acids)
Biological process (GO): cell differentiation; protein export from nucleus
Cellular component (GO): centriole
Source: RefSeq, a predicted model, not a curated record